CAAACACAGCCAUGACAGAGAAGGAAGUGCCAGAGCCACCAGCUUCACCUGCUUCAGGUGGGAAACCCAAGAGCCGGCUACAGAAGCUGAAGCAACUUUUCCAGCGAAAGCCCAAGGAGGAGACAGCGCCAGAGCCGCAGCCCAAUGGGGAGCUGGUCAGCCCCUCAGGGGGACCCAUCUACUACAUCUAUGAGGAGGAGGAAGAGGAGGAAGAGGAGGAGGAGCCUGAGCCCCCUCCCGAGCCCCAGAAACUUGUCAAUGACAAACCCCACAAGUUCAAAGAUCAUUACUUCAAAAAGCCCAAGUUCUGUGAUGUUUGUGCCCGCAUGAUUGUCCUCAACAACAAAUUUGGCCUGAGGUGCAAGAACUGCAAAACCAACAUCCACCACCACUGCCAGUCCUACGUGGAGAUGCAGCGCUGCUUCGGCAAAAUCCCCCCAGGGUUUCGCCGGGCGUACAGCUCACCCCUCUACAGUGACCAGCAAUAUGCCUGCGUCAAGGAGCUGCUCUCAGCAGCCAACAGGAGCGACCCUGUGUUUGAGACCCUGCGGACAGGCGUCAUUAUGGCCAACAAGGAGCGCAAGAAAGGGCAGGAUGACAAGAAAAACCCUUUGGCUGCUAUGAUGGAUGAGGAACCAGAGGCCACGAAGCCAGAAGGGGGCAAAACCGAAGGCGGCACCUCUGAAGGGGACAAGAAGACUGAGAAGAGCCCAACAGAUGACAAGAACAAGAAGCCACAGCCAGGGAUUCGUGGUGGCUAUCUGCAGUCUCACUAUUUUGUGGCACUUUAUCGCUUCAAAGCCCUGGAGAAAGAUGACCUGGAUUUCCCGCCAGGGGAGAAGAUCACGGUGGUUGAUGACUCCAAUGAGGAGUGGUGGCGGGGGAAGAUUGGUGAAAAAAUUGGCUACUUCCCUCCAAACUUCAUCAUCCGUGUGCGGGCAGGCGAGCGGGUGCACAAGGUGACACGCUCCUUCGUGGGCAACCGGGAGAUCGGGCAGAUCACACUCAAGAAGGAUCAGAUCGUGGUGCAGAAGGGUGAGGAGGUGAAUGGUUAUGUGAAAGUCUACACCGGCCGCAAAGUGGGGCUCUUCCCCGUGGACUUCCUGCAGGAGAUCUGAGUGGGGCAGCAUCCCAGGGACCCCCAGCCGGGGGGGACGGAUGGACCCUGGCUGCAGGGAGCUGCCGGAGCUGGGCAGGGAUGGGGGUGGAGAUGGGGACGGCAAGCACCCCCGUCCCUGAUGCCUGCAGCAAUGGGGUCUCCAGUGGGGAUCAUCUCAGACAGGACCGGAGCAGGCCGGGGGUGUAGAAGGUGCCUCUCGGGCCGUUUCCGCCGUGGGGUUUUUGGUGCCUUCAGAGACACUGCGUGCAAGAAGGGGGCACCCACAGACUCGCUCUGGAGGCCACCCAGCCCCUCCUGCCUGCAGUGGUGCGUGCUGGCUGCCUCAAGGGUGUCAGUGUGGUCCUGUCCCGCUGCUCUGGGCUGUGUAAUCCUGUGUUUUAGCAAUACAUGUCUGCUC
Molecule: messenger RNA, 1517 nt
Organism: Gymnogyps californianus (California condor)
Lineage: Eukaryota; Metazoa; Chordata; Aves; Accipitriformes; Cathartidae
Gene: STAC3
Product: SH3 and cysteine rich domain 3
Exons: 12
Coding region: 12-1118 (368 amino acids)
Biological process (GO): positive regulation of voltage-gated calcium channel activity; skeletal muscle contraction; positive regulation of protein localization to plasma membrane
Cellular component (GO): extrinsic component of cytoplasmic side of plasma membrane
Molecular function (GO): protein binding
Source: RefSeq, a predicted model, not a curated record